Messenger RNA from Anolis carolinensis (green anole), 3761 nucleotides. Its product is annotated as patched domain-containing protein 3. NCBI's taxonomy places the organism in Eukaryota, Metazoa, Chordata, Lepidosauria, Squamata, Anolidae. Gene Ontology annotation, cellular component: membrane. The transcript is spliced from 4 exons. The coding region runs from base 34 to 2583 and encodes 849 amino acids. The record is from RefSeq and is a predicted model, not a curated record.
GUGGUCGGGGGCCUCGGGGUGGGUCUGGGGGCGAUGCCGGUGCGGUGGUGCCACACGGACUGCUUGGAGCGGCCUCUGUCGCGCGCCCUGCGGGCCGUGGGCGCCUGCGUGGGCUCCCACCCGUGGCUCUUCCUGCUGGGGCCCUUGGUGCUGUCGGCGGCCCUGGGCAGCGGCUUCAUCCUGGCCUCCGUGCGGGAGAGCAAAGACCUGGAGCUGCAGUUCACGCCGGUGGACGGGCCGGCCAAGAAGGAGCGGCGCUUCGUGCAGGCGCACUUCCCCAGCGACGACGCGCAGCGCUUCUCCGGGCAGCGCCUCAGCAGCAUGGGCACCUACGCCACCUUCCUGGCCGCGUCGUCGGCGGAGAACGGCUCGGUCCUGACCCGCCAAGCGCUCUCGGAGCUGCUGGCGCUGGACGCGGCGGUGCGGCGGGUGCGGAGCCGGGACGGGCUGACCUUCGCGGACCUGUGCGCCAAGAGCGGCGGGCGCUGCUGGGAGCCCAACCCGCUCUUCGCCGCCCUGCAGGGGGACGCCGCGCGCAUCGAGGCGCUGCUGCCCACGCUCACCUUCCCCAUCUACGACGGCCGCGUCUUCCUGGGCUUCUUCCUCGGGGGGCUCUCCUUGGGGCCCGGGCCAAAGGUGACGCGCCCCGUCCGGGCGGCCAAGGCGCUGCGCCUCAUCUACUUCCUGCAGGAGGACCGCCAGGACAUGAGCCAGGCCAGCCAGCGCUGGCUCGAGAGCUUCCUGGACAGCGCGCCCCGCCUCGCCCGCGCCCUCAACCUCUCCACCGUCCAGGUAGUCUAUUUUUCCUCAAUAUCCAGACAGAAGGAAUUUGAAAAACUUGCCGAGGAUGUGGUCCCAUUGGUGUCUGUUGCAUAUUUUUUAACAAUAAUAUUUUCAAUAUUAUCAUGUGCAAGGUUAGACACUGUCCGGACAAAAGUAUGGGUCGCAGCUUUCGGGGUGAUGUCAUCAGGCUUAGCUGUCGUCAGCAGUUUUGGCUUGUUGUUGUAUUGUGGGGUCCCCUUUGUUAUCACAGCUGCGAAUUCACCAUUUCUUAUACUCGGAAUUGGCAUUGAUGAUAUGUUCAUCCUGGUGUCCUGCUGGCAACGUACGCAAGUAAAGCAGAGCAUCAGAGACCGGAUGGCUGAUGCUUAUGCAGAAGCAGCUGUGUCGGUUACCAUCACAACUCUUACUGAUGUUCUGGCCUUCUACAUUGGAAUUGCAACCGCCUUCCCAUCAGUUCAGUCAUUUUGCAUCUAUACUGGGACAGCCUUCCUCUUCUGCUUCACAUACAACCUUACAUUCCUUGGGGCUGUCCUUGCUCUAAAUGGUAAAAGAGAAGAAAGCAACAGACAUUGGCUCACCUUCAUAAAAGUCUCUGCGGAGCCUCAGGAUUCUCAGAGUUGUUUUUAUCGUAUGUGUUGCACAGGAGGAUUUUUUGAUGAGACAACCGGAACAGAGCUAGAACAUCCCAUGGAUAUAUUCUUUAGAAAGUAUUAUGGACCUUUCGUCAUGAACAAUUGGGCCAAGGCAUUUGUAGUAAUCUUGUAUUUGCUUUACAUAGGGAGCAGUACCUAUGGGUGUAUACAAGUGAAAGAAGGUAUGGAUCUUCGACAUGUAGCUGUUGAUAAUUCAUACAUCAUUCCAUAUUAUGACUUUGAAGAUCAAUACUUUUCCCAGUAUGGUCCAAGAGUUAUGGUUAUUGUUACCGAAAAUGUAACAUAUUGGGAUAAAUCUGUUCGUCAAGAUAUUGAUGACUGCAUGAAGGCAUUUGAAAAAUCACCCUUCAUAGAGGAGAGUUUAUCAGAUUCAUGGCUCAGGAUUUAUGUAAUAAUCGCUGCGGGCAUGACUCUAGAUAUAAACAAUCGCGAUGACUUCAUUGGAAAUCUACCUACCCUGUUUUCAUUAAGUCCUGACUAUAAGUGGGAUGUUAAAUUUAAUGCUACUGAAAUAUCAGCUUCACGGUUUUUCAUACAAACUAUCAAUGUUAGAACUACAGUGGAUGAGAAAAAUCUCCUAAUUGAACUAAGAAAAACUGCUGGAGAAUGCAAAAUUCCACUGAUGGUGUAUCAUCCAGCUUUUAUAUUAUUUGAUCAAUUUCUUGUGAUAAUUAUCAACACCAUUCAAAAUGUUGUGAUUGCCACUGGUGCCAUGUUAGUUGUUUCCUUGCUGCUGAUUCCCAAUCCUUUCUGCUCUUUUUGGGUAACUUUUGCGAUUGUCUCUGUUAUUGUUGGUGUGUCUGGUUACAUGUUCUACUGGGGCAUUAAUCUUGACUCCAUAUCUAUGAUCAACCUUGUUAUCUGCAUAGGAUUUUCUGUAGAUUACUCAGCACAUAUUUCUUAUGCUUUUGUUUCCAGCGAGAAGAUCCAAAUGAAUGAGAAGGCAGCGGAUGCCCUAGAUCGACUUGGUUAUCCUAUAGUGCAGUCAGCUUGUUCCACCCUUGUGGGAGUCUUUGUACUAUCAUUGGCAAACACACAUGUCUUCAGAAUCUGUUUUAAGAUAAUAUUUCUAGUGAUUGUGUUUGGGCUUGCUCAUGGUCUCCUUUUUAUUCCUGUGUUCUUAACUUUCUUUAAAAGCUGCGCCUAAUUGUUAAACAGAUGGCAUCAAAAAAUAAUGAUGUCAACAGUCCCCUAGUGUUAAGGAGUGCCAUUUUUUUUUAGAUCAAAACACUAGAAAUGAGGCUACUGUUCAUAUAAAAAAAUUAAUAAUUGCUGCCAUAAAUCCAAGGCCUUAUGGUCAUGUGGCUUUUUAAUGAAUAAGGAAGGCAUCUCACUUUGAUUUCUUCUGUAGUACAAGAACUGCUCUUUAGCAAAGACUACCUAUUUUCAGUAGAACGUAAUAGACUUAUUUAUAAUAGAAGAUUUGUUGGAAGGAACAUCACAUGUUUGUACAUUAUGACAUAUUACAAGAAUUCGUGUACAAUGUGGUAUACCCCUAAAUUAAUACAGAAUGAGAUAAAGGGGUUUAUUUGGAGCCAUUCUGCUUAACAGUAUACAGCACUGUGACGAUUCAAUGACCUUCCUGUAUUAGUCUUGGAUGAUGCUCACACUCAAAGUCAUGCCGAUCAUAAAAUAAAUAUGGAAAAAAAGAUGGGAUACAGAAAGGAUGAGGGGAAAGUGAUGUGCCAAAUCCAGUAUAUGUCAAAUCAAGUCCAGGUCUAAAUGUCAAAGGAAGUAGACCCAUCUUGGAAGGAGACAAGGCUCUUAUUUUUUAACAAGGGAAGUCUAUGUUAUGUACUCCCCCAGUUCAAAGUUCCUUUCAUCUAUAAAUGAGAUGGGACCAUCAAAGUAUGAUAUAUCAGAAGUAAAUAUUCAGCAAAGUUCAUAGCUUCAAAGGUUUGAGUAAGCAAUGCCCUUGUAAAAACAAGACUCAGUGCCAAGAGGACUGAUUUGCAUAUAAAGCUAAUGUCUCUGUCUUGUGUGAGUAUUCCAAUAUUCACAAGUAAAUUAUUCUGCUCAGUUCAUUUAUUGAUUUUGUUUAGUUUUUGUUCCAUCCCACCUUUUCAGAAAAGAGCAUGAGGUGUUUAGUGUUCAUGCACAACCAUCACUGGCUAACAGUAAAGAACACGACUGACCAGAAAAAUAAGAGCUCUGUCUUGUGUUUCAUCUCAAGGUGGACUUAGGCUUUCUUUUAACUCUGUAGCUAUAUUGUAUUUGGCUGUUGUGUGUGUCAUUUAGCUACAUUUAUCUGUGCUGCAUAAUUACAACAGUUCUUUCUGAGACGUCAAUACGAGGGGUGCAUAAUAAACAACAUAUAUUUAUUUA